AGAAAGCGAGCCCGAAUCGACCCCUAAGUCACAUUCAGUUCAAACUCGAAACCAGCAAAUUUCUUGGCACUACUCAGCUUGACUGAGUAUCUUCUUGCUUGGUGUAGGUACCGAAACUCCGGAGAUCUACCCUAGCCUCCACUCGUUCCUUCGCAAUCAAACUUGAAUAUCUGUCUAAGACCAACUUCAUAACGAUGGCCACUAGCAAAGAAGCUCAACCUCAAAACGGCGCUCAAGAUGCUAAGAAUGCCGCUACCAAGAAACUUGAAGGCGAGGAACUGAAGGAAGCGAUUAAGAAGCAAGUUGAAUAUUAUUUUUCACGGGAGAAUCUCUGCCAGGACACGUUUUUGGUCAGCAAAAUGGACGCGCACUAUUUUGUUGAUCUUGCAGUCAUUGCAGAUUUUCAGAAGGUGAAGCACUUGACGGAGGACAGCGCCUUGAUUCUUGAAUCGGUUAAGGACUCCGACAAGGUUGUUGUAGAUACUGGAAAGCAGAAGAUCAAGCCUGUUGCCCUGAACGCGAGGACAACACUUAUCCUGCGUAACAUUCCCACCUCGGCCUCUGAGGAUGCAGUUCGUGCUUUGAUCACUGGUGACAAAUGGCCGAAGAUUGUGAACGUGAGGUCUGAUGUCGGCGAUAACUGGUUUGUUUCGUAUGAGACUGAGGAAUGCACCAAGUCUGCGCUCGAACUCGCCAAGGGUUUGAAAUGGGAGGGCAAAUCGAUUUCAUGCGCGAUCAAGAGCGAGAGCUUGCUUAAGAGCCUUGCUCCUGGAUCGCCUCCCAAGGGGGGAGUGCCUAAUGUGUAUUAUGGGCCGACUUACGUCAACUCAAACGGAGCUUAUUUUCCUUACCCUCAGGAUCAGGGAUUUAUGCGUCAGGGACGUGAUGGAGUUGAUGGGAACGGAAGGAACGGUGGUAAGAGGAACAAGGGCAAGGGUCGUAACAAUAAGCAUCAACCAGAAGGAAGGGAAGGCCAUAACCAAACUGAGAAGAAGGAGCUUGCACAGCAAGCGCCCAUCAAUCUUGCUGAUUUCCCUAAGCUCGAGGGCUCAUCGAAGAAGGCGACCGGUUACAGCAAACCUUAUAAAUCUUACAGCAAGGACGAGAUCGUUGACAUAAUCCGUGAUACCAAAGUCGAUGGGGCCAUCAAGGAUAAGGAGUCUCCAUUCCUCGAGACUCGCGACCUGAAGAUGGAGUGCGACAAGACCGCUGAUGACUUCAACAACCAGACCAAGCAUGCUGAAACAAGAAUGGACAUAACGAGGCAUCCAACAAUACUGUUCCAUCCAAUGACAAGACUGAGAGCAAGGACAAGUCUCCCCCACCAAAGGCGACUCCCAAGGAGGCCCCAGCCGUGAAACCUGCCAACGGAGACGCUCCGGCUCCUGCGCCAGCUCCUGCUGCUCCAGCUCCUGCUCAGCCCAAGAAGCUUUCUUAUGCACAGAUGGCAAAUGGGAACCGUCCAGCUGCUGAGGCUUCGACCUAAACACACAGUCAGGCUCAGAUGUCUCUAGGUUUAGUGUGGUCGUUACUGAACUGGAGUAUAUGAGUGAGCGGAUUCACAGGAUCGUCAAACAUGUGCUAUAUGACCAGAAAAUCUUAUCUCAAAAUCUCAGAAAAAAACAAAAACAAAUGGAAACAGGAGUUUGUUGAUGGUACUAAAGCUGGGCUGGAUCCUCGGCAGGUAUAACUAACAAGGAUCGUUGGCUCUCAAGAAAUUGCUGACCUGAGCGGGCUUAACUGGAUGGAGCAUGGCUGUUGCAGUGAUUUUCUGUGGAAAGAUUAUCACAAUAUUUUUCGUUGCAUGGAUUGAUUUGAUGCGGAGGUUGUGAAAAGAAACGAUCGUGUUGCAAUUGUUUUCUUUCGACGACUAUUGGAAUGGUGAUCGUCUUUCAAUCUGUCAAAUUGAUACGUCUAGGGGUGUUCUCUAGGUCUUUCAGAAUUGUUUAUCAUCGUUUAUUACAUUGCUGAUUUGUUCGU
Messenger RNA from Guillardia theta CCMP2712, 1980 nucleotides. RefSeq lists its product as hypothetical. Lineage: Eukaryota; Cryptophyceae; Pyrenomonadales; Geminigeraceae. The transcript is spliced from 7 exons. Gene Ontology annotation, molecular function: mRNA binding. Gene Ontology annotation, cellular component: nucleus. Bases 195 to 1358 code for a protein of 387 amino acids. The record is from RefSeq and is a predicted model, not a curated record.